Bursaphelenchus okinawaensis is the source of this 1874-nucleotide messenger RNA. Lineage: Eukaryota; Metazoa; Nematoda; Chromadorea; Rhabditida; Aphelenchoididae. The record is from the annotation of a GenBank genome assembly.
AUGAAGGCUAAUUUUGUUUUAAAUUGUUUCAGACAAAGUGAGUUUUUAAUUUAUUUAAAAUUUUUUAAAAUGUUUUAAAAUUUAUUUAAAAUUUAGUUAUAAAAAACUGUAAUUUUAGAAUUGAAAAAAUACGGCUUAAUACUUCUAACUGUUGUUGUUGUUAGUCUAACGUUAUAUUAUGUUUGUGGUAAAGAAAAUAACAUCGAAGGUACUAAUUACUACAUCAAACUGCCCAAAAUAAACUUUAACAACAGCUUCGAAUUGCCACAAAAGAACACUAAUGACAAUCGACAAAUCAUAGUGAUUACACCAACUUUUGCUAGAAGUGAUCGGCCAGCUGAUAUCAUUGCGUAAGUGAAGAAUUGUGUAGGGUAAGGUAGGGUAGGAUAGGGUAGGGUAGGGUAGGGUAGGGUAGAUUAUGUUACGUCAUAUAGAUGUACUAUAUAGUACCGUAUAUUUAGCACUGCUUACGCCCUUAUGAACGUACCAAACGUCUUUUGGCUUCUAGUAGAAGACCACGACAGCCCAGCAUUGGUCGUACAGAACGCUCUGGAAGACAAAAACUUGACGUAUGCUUAUAUUGCUCAAAAUAACACAGGAUUACCAUGUAAGUAAAAAAAUUAAAAAAUUAAAAUUUUUUUAAAUUUCGCAAUAAACGUAUUUUACCAUUUUCAGGCACCGGCUGGUCUCAAUAUAACGCAGCGUUUGAUUAUAUCAAGCAAAAUCAAGCAAAAUUUGACAAAAAUGCUGUGGUAUAUUUAGCAAACGACAAUGAUGCUUAUGGACUAGACUUUUUUGAACACUACGUCAGGCCUGUCAAUCGUAUUGGGGUUUGGCCCGUUGGUGAGUCACCAUUUUUGUAUUUAAAAGUUUGUAAGAGAUUUAAAAAAAGUUGGUAGGAUACGGUAAGGUACGGCAGGGUAGAGUGGAAUAAAUAUUUUUAAAAUUUAUAGUAAAAAUUUUGAAAAUCCUUAUUUAUAGCAUUAACUAGCUACUUCCUACAACUACCGUUAGUGAAAAGCAAUAAAGUUAUCGGAUUUGAAUCAACAUUAAAGCCAUCAAAGCAUCUCGGCGUUUAUUUUGGUGGAUUUGCUUUUCAUAUCAACUAUUUCUUUAAUAACAUGUAAGUUUUUUUUCAUGUCUAAAAAAGAUGGAUUACGCUAAGCUGUGCUAAGCUAAUAUUAAGGUUAGGGCCUGGGCUGGGCUGGGCUGGGCUGGGCUAGGCUGGGCUGGGCUGGGCUGGGCUGGGCUGGGCUGGGCUGGGCUGGGCUGGGCUGGGCUGGGCUGGGCUGGGCUGGCCUGGGCUGGGCUAGGCUGGGCUGGGCUGGGCUGGGCUGGGCUGGGCUGGGCUGGGCUGGGCUGGGCUGGGCUGGGCUGAGCUGGGCUGGGCUGGGCUGGGCUGGGCUGGGCUGGGCUGGGCUGGGCUGGGCUGGGCUGGGCUGGGCUGGGCUGGGCUAAAACUAGGAUUAAAAAUUUAAUUAAAUUGUUUUAGUCCAACUCUCUCAACCGCUUGUGGCGGCCUAUACGGCGAAGAAUGUCUUCUUAAACAACUAAACAUCAACCUAGAAGACUACGAACCAUUCGGUAUUCAAGACAAGAAAUAUAAUAUUCAAGUAUUUCGACGUACCAUACCGUACUUUUUCAACCGUAACUUUCCAAAGUUUGGCUACCUUACAGACGAUGUGCCUGGCUAUGAGCCUUACCGGUUUCAGAUGUGUGACAAGUUCAGAAUGAUUCAUAAAAUGACUAAAGAAGAAGCUGAUGAGGUGGCAUUGAUGGUGAACAAGACUUGGGACAUGAGGGAAUUUAUGCCACCAAUGCCGGCUGUUAACAAUGCUUAUCAUGUCUCUGGUAGAGAUAUUACUGGUUUAUAG